AUGGGGGCCCCUGGGGCCCUAGGGGCCCCCGGGUCCAUGGGGGCCCCCGGGGCCCUGGGGCCCCUGGGGGCCCCCCGGUCUGGGUGCACAGUACCCUGGGGGGGCCUCCCACCUUUUGGGAAUCGCCUGGCCCUCAUGGGGCCCCCCGCGCCCCGGAGUUUAGAAGAAGAUCCAUUUGCAGAUUGUGGACCCGUGCCCCCGCAGCAGCAGCAGCAGCAGCAACAGCACCAGCAGCAGCAGCAGCAGCAGGGCGCGCACGCGUUUGCAGCAACGGCAGCUGCAGCUUCUAGUGGCGGGGGGCCCCGUCAGCAGCAGCAGCAGCAGCAGCAGCAGCUAGAGAGCAGCAGGACUCCAAUGUCUUCUGCUUCUCAGAGCCCCUUGAGUACCCUUUCAGCAGGAGGGGCCCCCGCUGCUGCUGGGGGCCCCCCCGCUGCUGCUGCUGCGUGGCCCGACGUGGAGACCCAAACUGCAGCAGCAGCAAAAGGGGAGGGGGGCCCCCCAGUACCCAACGGCCUGCAGGGGCCCCAGCCCAGCAGGCCCUUCCCGGGGGGCCCCCCAGUACCCUCAGGGGGGGCCCCCCUGGACUUGGCCUUAAGCAAGAAGCAGCAGCAAGAGCCAGCCUGGCCUGGGGACUUAGUCCGUGAAGAAGCUCCGGCCCGGCAGCAGCAGCAGCAGCAGCAGCUGCUGCAGCAGCUGCAGCAGCAGCAGCAGGAGCAGCAGCAGCUGUGGCCUGGGUCCCCCUCUGACCCCACACCCCUCGCCUCUGCUGCUGCUGUUGAUGGCCGAAGGUUCUCUUUUGGGGCCCCCCAAAGGGACCAGGGGCCCCCCGAGGGGCCCCUUGGCCACAAGGGGGGCCCCCAGUACCCUCCCAGUUCUUGGAAGGGGCCCCAAGUACCCUUUUCUGCUUCCCAAGCGGACAAAACCAAGAGGGGCCCCUCCACACAAAAGUACUCUCCUCGGGCCUCCCUGGGGGCCCCUGGGGGCCCCCCUGGGGGGCCCCCUGGGGGCCCCCCUAUGGGGGCCUACGUGGGGGCCCCCCUGGGGGCCCCCGAGGGCCUCCAGCCUCUCGGACCAUCCCCACAAGAACGCGCUGCUGCUGCUGCUUCGGGGGGCCCCCGGGGGCCCCCAGGGGGCCCCUGGGGGCCCCCCGCCGCCGCCUGCGGAGGCCCCUGA
Molecule: messenger RNA, 1173 nt
Organism: Eimeria tenella
Lineage: Eukaryota; Apicomplexa; Conoidasida; Eucoccidiorida; Eimeriidae
Exons: 3
Coding region: 1-1173 (390 amino acids)
Source: RefSeq, a predicted model, not a curated record